GACUAAGGAAGGCAUCUAAACUUUAUCAAAAAAAAAAAAAAGGAAGGCAUCUGAACCCAGCUUGAAAUUUCCACCCGGAAUAAAAUAUAUGUUAAGAUCUAACACCAAAGCUAUUGCUCUAACACAUUGCAUUCAACAAACCACAAACUCUCUGUUUUGCCCUUGAAGCUUUCCCUUUUCCAUCUUGCAACAAUCUUUGCUGUGCGAUUACUACCAUACCCAACUAUGGCUCUCGAACUGGUUGGUGAAGCUUUGCUUUCUGCUUCCCUUGAGCUGUUGCUUGAUAGGAUGGCUUCUCAGGAUGUCAUGGACUUCAUUCGUGGAAAGAAGCUCGAUCAAGGGCUGUUCAACAAGUUAAAGAUCAUGUUAUUGUCCGCUAACAGAGUGCUUAAUGAUGCUGAGAUGAAGCAACUCACUGACAGAGAUGUGAGGAAACGGCUGAACGAGCUCAAAGAUGCAAUCUACAAUGCAGAGGACUUGGUGUACGAGAUCAACACUGAAGCUCUGCGAUACGAGAUCCAAAGUCAAUCUGGAAGCCACACAUUGUUUCAGGUACGCAACUUCUUCUCGUCUAGAAUCACUGUUAAGAAUGUAGAAGCCAGGAUUGUGGAGAUUCUAAACACCCUAGAAUUUCUUAUGGAACAAAAGAAACAUCUUGGUUUGGUAGAAGGUAGUGUUCAAACCAGACCUUUCCCAAGAUUAUCUGCAGCUACUUUGGUUGAAGAAUCUGAUAUUUAUGGGAGGGAUGCUGAUAAGGAAGCUAUCAUUAAGUUGUUGCUAUCUGAAUCUGAUGAAGCAAGUGGAGGUAGUGACAGAAUAUCUGUGAUUUCCAUUGUCGGUAUGGGUGGGAUCGGCAAGACCACGCUUGCUCAGUCUGUUUACAGGACUAUUGAUGACAGGAUCAUGACCAAACCUUUUGACAUCAAAGCUUGGAUUACGGUGUCAGAAGAAUCUGAUGUUUUCACAUUAACAAAAGCAAUUUAUGAGGCAUUCACUAAUUCUGAAAAUUGCACCGUCAAGGAAACAUUUCAACUUCAACUUAAACUGAAGGUUUUUUUGGAAGGGAAAAAAUUUCUCUUAGUUCUCGACGAUGUUUGGAAUUUGAAUUAUAAAUGUUGGUAUGAUCUAAAGAGUUCAUUUGAAUCAGCCGGAUCUGGAAGUAAAAUUAUUGCAACAACACGCAUUAUAGAAAUUGCUUCAAUAAUGGCUGGUGCUCCAAAUCAAUAUCAACUAAAAGGAAUCCCAAAUGAAGAUUGUUGGAGACUAUUUGAAAAACAUGCCCUCGGUAACGUGCAGCCAAGUGUUUAUCAAAAAUUGGAAAAAAUUGGUAGAGAAAUUGUUCAAAAAUGCAAAGGGCUUCCUUUAGCAAUAAAAUCACUCGGUGGGCUUUUGCGCACAGAACAAGAUCCCAAAUAUUGGGAAAAUAUACUAAAGAAUGAUACAUGGAAUUUGGGCAAGUGUGAUAUUCUUCCAGCUCUGUGGUUGAGCUAUUAUUAUUUGCCAUCACAUCUAAAAAGAUGUUUUGCUUACUGCUCGAUUUUUCCUAAAGAUUAUGAACUUGAAAUGGAAACGCUAAUUUUAUUGUGGAUGGCACAAGAUCUUCUACAGCCACAGGAAACUAAAACACCAGAAGAAGUUGGAGAGGAAUAUUUUAAGGAUCUAAUUUCAAGAUCAUUCAUUCUUACCAAUCAAGAUGGCGAAUUUACUAUGCAUGAUCUUGUACAUGAUUUAGCAAAAUUUGUCUCAGGACAGUCUUGUUUAAGUUUAGAUGCAGAUUGCUCAAGUGUCCUUGUAAGUAAGACUCGUCAUUUCUCCUAUCAAGGACAUAAAUCCCAUAAUAUCAAGAAAAUUUUGGGUUUGGGUAAAAAUAAGGUAUUGCGCACUCUUCUAUUAUUGGAUCAAUGUUACGAAUUUGGUAGAGAAAAAUACUUGAUGCAUCCUCAAGAGUUGCAAUCAUUGCAAUACCUAAGAGUGCUUUCUGCAGAUGCAUAUGGAUAUUCGACUGGAGGUCAUCUCAUCAUGAAGGUAGUCAAUUUAAUUGGAAAUUUGAAGCUCUUAAGAUAUUUGAAUAUAUCUGGGGCCCAAAUUAAAGAAUUACCUGAUACAAUUUGUGCUCUGUACAAUCUGCAGACUCUACUAUUGAAUCGUUGCACUGCUCUGACUGGGUUGCCAAAUUCAAUUGGAAAUUUGAAGCUCUUAAGAUAUUUGAAUAUAUCUGGGGCCCAAAUUAAAGAAUUACCUGAUACAAUUUGUGCUCUGUACAAUCUGCAGACUCUACUAUUGAAUCGUUGCACUGCUCUGACUGGGUUGCCAAAUUCAAUUGGCAAUUUGAAACAUCUAAGGUACUUGGAUUUGACUUCUUCUUCGAUUGAAAAGGUACCUGAAUCAUUAUGUAAUUUGCACGAGUUGCACACACUAAUAUUGUCCGGUUGUCGUAAGCUUACCCAUUUACCAAGCAAUAUCACAAAGCUCAUCAACUUGCGUCAUCUCGACAUUUUAGGGACAUCUUUAAGAGAGAUGCCACCGGAAAUGUCCAACUUAAAAGGUCUUCAAAGAUUAGAUGAGUUUGUUAUAGGCAAAGACAGUGGAUCUAAUAUUAAAGAAUUGGGUAAGCUUCAAAAUCUGCACGGUCAUCUCUGUAUUAGAGGACUUGAGAAUGUAAUAAAUGUUGAAGAUGUUUCACAGGCCAACGUGAAGGAUAAGAAAUGUCUCACUAGUCUGAGAUUAAAAUGGAGCGGUUAUACUGAUGAUCCACUGAAAGCACGCGAGGUUCUUGGCAGACUCCAACCUCAUUCAAAUCUCGAGCGCCUGUCUAUUGAAAAUUAUGGAGGUUUAAGUUUCCCACCAUGGGUUGGACACCGAUCAUUUUCUUGUAUAAAAAGCGUUGAGUUGUCUGAUUGCAAAAAUUGUUAUUUGUUACCUCCGCUGGGACGGUUAACUUCCUUGGAAGUGCUCGGAAUUAGUGGAUUUGAGAUGGUGGAGAGGAUUGGCGAUGAAUUUUACAGUGAUAGUGAUGUUGAUGGUUCUUCUUCUUCUGUGAUCACUAAGCCUUUCCAAUCCUUAAAAAGAUUAGGCUUUUUCAAUAUGGCGGAGUGGAGGGAGUGGUCAUUGGUGAAAGUGGAAGGCGGUGUUUUCUCAAAUGUUAAGAAGCUUUUUUUGGAAGAUUGUCCGAAGCUAAAGGAAGCAUGCUUACCGAAUAAUCUUCCAUCGUUGGAAGAUCUUCGCAUAUGGGAAAAUGACCACCUGAUUGCCUCACUCUCAAAGUGUCGAUAUCCGUCGCUGGGUUUGCUUGGAAUAUAUAGAUGUCCAAAAACGAAGACAUUUCCGAAAGGAAGAUUGCCCUCCAAUAUUCAUACAAUUCAAAUUAACCAAUGUAAUGAACUGGUGUCGCUUUCGGAAGAGGGAUGGCCGUCAAAUUUAAAAUCACUUGAAAUUAGAUAUUGUGAAAAGCUAUUCGCGCACACCAACAGCAUGAAGUGGAAUCUGGGAAUGCUUACCUCUCUGACGACCUUAAUAAUCUGUUCACCCGGUGACGUGCUGGAUACAUUUCCGGAGGAGGAAGGGCAGCUUCCCACCUCUCUCACUUCUCUUUACCUAUUACGUGUUCCAAACUUGAAAUCCUUAAAUGGAAAGGCCCUUCGACACAUCACCUCCCUUCAAAGAUUGCAAAUUUGUGAUUGCCAACAACUCCAGUGCUUGCCAGAGGAAGGGCUGCCCGCAUCUCUUUCUGACUUGAAUAUCGAUUUGUGUCCUUUGCUAAAGCCGCGGUGUCAAAGAGGAACAGGGGAAGAUUGGCCCAAGAUCCAACACAUCCAGAGCAUACAAAUAGAUUACGAAGACAUAUGAUCCAUGCCUUCUCUGUAAAUUUUUCAGUCAUGGUGUACUUGUUUCCUCACAAUGGACCAAACCUGAAGCUAUUUCCACAAGGGAGGAGGGAGGGAAUGGAUUGCCUUUAAACUUACCACAUUCUAAAUGCUCCUUGUUCCUGCUAUCCACUGCAAUGCUUACCAGCAGAAGGAAUUUACAGAAUGAAUAAAGCAUAUGACAACAUGGGGUACUGCCAAUUGUAUCUACUCAGCUGCUACUGCGAGUACUGCUUCUCUGUAGGUUGCAACAAUCUUCCUCUCUCAUAUUACACUUGGAUUGUAACUAGAAUUUCCUCAUCAAAUUAAUAAUUUACUUGAUCUUCAUUACAAGUUGUUGUCGCCGUGCCUGCUCUUCCCUUUUAUCAAAUCUCAUUUUUGCUCCUGCUUACUGGCCCUACAAUCCCAGAUAGAGAAAGAAAAUGCAGUGAAUAUCAUUUUCUGCGGUCGAUAUGUCAGAAAAUUCUUUUCUUCCCAAUAUAAACUAACUUGUGAUAAGGUUUCAUUUCAAACUUUUAUCAGUUGCAACGAAGUUUAGUAGCUGAUUAAAUAACAGUGUGCUCGUUUGUUUUGAAAUACAUUUCUAGCUCUUCUUCGUCAUUUUAAUCUUCAGGUGAUUAAUGCCUGCUACCACAUAUUCAUUGAUUGUUUCAAAGUGCUUUUGGGAAUUGGGAUUUGAAUCCUUAAUCAAGAAGCUAUGAAACUUCACUUCUUGUCAUCCCAGCAUGCGUGAUUGCUGGGGUUUGAGCUCCCCACUUUUCAUUGCUAUUUAACAUGUGACACUGGUCUAUCACUGCUAGAAUCCCCUGAAACCGCUUGUAUGUCAGAUGUUUGAGUUCCCAAAUAGGGAGUUUAUCAGUUCAUACAGGAAUUUACAGGAUACUACGGCUGAAUUCAGAAUUCAUAUGAGAUCACAACCAUGUAGAUGUCCCUAUUGUCAUUAAACGUACCCUUUAAAUGAAAAAAAGGUUCACAGUUUACAUUUUUCUAGUUUAAAGUAUUUGAUGUUGGAGAUUUUUAUUUUUGGUUGUGUUAUAUUUCAUACAAGCUCUCAUUGUCAUUGUAGGUGGCUCAUAUUUUCCCCAUAAAAACCAUGGUAUUUUUCUGCAGGCAUUUGAAGGACAUGAAAGGCAUACUUUUAGAUGGAACUGCCAAUUGUAACUUGCUUCAGCUAUUUGGUUUCAUUUCCCGAUUUCCUCCUUGUUUAAACUGAACUCUUGUCUCGUCUAGUUGAUUUCAACAAUGCCUUCUGCUUAGCUGGGGAUGAUCUCAACUGCAGUUGUAGCACUUUACUGGUUCCUGACAUUUCAGUACUGGAGAACCUUCUGUGCUACCAUAGUCUCACUCUCUAAUUGCAUUGAAUAGCUAAUGGAAUUUAAAAAUAUAUAUUCAGCAAAUUGCAAAGCUUCCUCUGUUUCUUUUUUUAAUGUUGAUGCUCUACUAUUAAGUGUAAGUAGAAGACAAUGUAAUUCAGUUCUAAUCUGUAAACUGUUUUUUUUUCUUCA
Ziziphus jujuba (common jujube) is the source of this 5368-nucleotide messenger RNA. RefSeq names its product putative disease resistance RPP13-like protein 1. The record is from RefSeq and is a predicted model, not a curated record. Bases 226 to 3846 code for a protein of 1206 amino acids. The transcript has 6 exons. Gene Ontology annotation, molecular function: ADP binding. Gene Ontology annotation, biological process: defense response to other organism. Lineage: Eukaryota; Viridiplantae; Streptophyta; Magnoliopsida; Rosales; Rhamnaceae.